Scedosporium apiospermum is the source of this 1185-nucleotide messenger RNA. Its product is annotated as Aqualysin 1. Gene Ontology annotation, molecular function: serine-type endopeptidase activity. The coding region runs from base 1 to 1185 and encodes 394 amino acids. Lineage: Eukaryota; Fungi; Ascomycota; Sordariomycetes; Microascales; Microascaceae. Gene Ontology annotation, biological process: proteolysis. The record is from RefSeq and is a predicted model, not a curated record. The transcript has 5 exons.
AUGCGUGCCACUCCCAGUUAUCUUUUGGCCUUGCCUUUGGCGCUCGCCAGACCGAGCCAUGUGGCGCGUACCGAUCCAGCGCCGCUUCUUCAGCCCCUGGAUGCGCCAGUCAUACCUGGACAGUAUAUCGUCAAGAUCAAGGAUGACGCUCCCAGUGUUGCUCUCGAGGGCGUCAUUGACAUUCUCAGCGGUCCUCCCGAUCAUAUCUACCGGGCUAAGGGCUUCAGUGGAUUUGCAGCCAAACUUGACGACGCGACUCUCAGUUCUCUGCAGAACGACCCAAACGUUGAGUACAUCGAGCAGGACGCAAUCAUCACUCUCGACUCGUACGUCACGGAGGCGAAUGCGACCUGGGGAAUCUCCCGCAUUUCCCAGGCAGCACCGGGAAUCAGCGACUACAUCUAUGACGACAGCGCUGGCGCCGGGACUUGUGCCUAUGUAAUCGAUACCGGUAUCUACACGGCCCAUUCUCAAUUUGAGGGUCGCGCCACUUGGCUUGCAAACUUUGUAGAUAGCAUCGAUGAUGACCAGAAUGGCCACGGGACUCAUGUUUCCGGAACCAUUGGCUCCGCCCUUUACGGCGUUGCAAAGCAAACGAAGUUGUACGCUGUCAAGGUCUUGAACGCAGGCGGAUCUGGUACUACAUCUGGUGUGAUCGCCGGGAUUGAUUUCGUUAACAGCGAUUCCCAAACCCGCGACUGCGCCAACGGCACCGUUGCCAACAUGUCUCUCGGCGGUGGUCGUUCAACUUCCAUCAACAGCGCCGCAGCAGCGGUUGUGAAUGCCGGUGUCUUCCUUGCUGUUGCCGCUGGAAACAGCAACGCCGAUGCGCAGAACUACUCGCCCGCCUCAGAGCCGUCAGUGACCACUGUCGGGUCGACAACCUCGGCGGAUGCCAGAUCCAGUUUCUCAAAUUACGGUUCUGUUGUCGACAUCUUCGCUCCAGGAACGGAUAUCCUGAGCACUUGGAUCGGCGGAACGGAGGCUACUAACAUUAUUUCUGGGACUUCCAUGGCAACGCCUCACAUUACCGGGCUUGGAGCUUACCUCUUGACUCUCUUUGGCCAGAAGAGCCCCUCGGAGCUGCGUGAUUUUAUCCAAAGUCUGGCGGCCAAGGAUGUUAUAUCGGGUAUUCCAAGCGGAACUGUCAAUUUGCUGGCCUUUAACGGCCGCCCGUCUGAAUAG